GACACCUAAUAAGGCGUGGCAACUAAGCAAUCUCCGAGAAACUCCUCUAGACAGAUGAGUCACGAGACAUAUCUAGUUUCGAUGGUUUGCUGUUUCGAUACGCUUUCACUUUUCACGAUGAUCCCUUCCUCAUAUUUUUGACGGAAUACUGCCUCAUUCCAAAUGACAUUUUCCCUGAAAAACAUCGACGAUGCAGGAUUUGGGCUUCGGGAAGGCUCGAAGUUGGAGAGUUUUCUUAACCGGAAAUCAGUUGCCGACCAUCUCGAAACCAACAACGAGUUAGUGAACGUUUGGGGAAGCUGUGGUCAUGUCUUUGUCGCUACUAACGCUGGCCGAAACUUGCACGCUUUUGAAUCCAUUCCUCGAGCUAAGUGGACACCGGAGAGUGAAAGUCUUCUUUUACAAGACCAAGAAUCUCCCAUCAUAAGUGUGCUGUCUAGCAAUGAAAUUCCAUCUCUUAUAUUUAUCAUUCACCAAAACAGCAUCACAGAAUGUUGGGAAUUCACUCAGUCAAAUUACAAAUGGAUGAAGAAGAAUGAAUUUCAAUUGAGUAACACGAAGGGAGUCGAGAUAUUUCAAGUUGUACUUCAUCCUCUCGUAAACUCUUUCUUCUGGUGUGAAAGGCGAUCUGUCUCUGCAUCAAAUUUAAUCAGCUGUUGUGUCUGUAUGAGACAGGUGAUCAUUUCUGAGAGGCUUGGGAACAAUACUGUAGUGUCUGUCGGCCCAUUGGAGGCUAUUCUUCAUGGAUGCCCUCCUAUGUCACUUCAUGUCAUUAGCCGAAGUGUUUGCCUUGUUCCUGAUUUUCCAGAGGAAUUGAGAUGUUUUGUACUCUUUUGGACAUUUGUUCAGAGGUCCUUAAAGAUUUACAUAUGGAAUUAUGGUUUUGUUGGAGAUGUAGAUAAAUUUGACUUUAAGGCAAUAGUUGCAGAAUUACUUUGCCCAUGGACCUCAAGCACAAAGAAUAACUUACAUCAUCUGGUUGCAGUUACAUCUCAUCCUACAACAAAUGAACUUCUCGUAAUUGACAGUGGUUUGGAGUUAUUACUUGUCAAGCUUCAAGACAGUGAUCCAGUUGUAACUUCCCUUGUUAGACUCCAAACAGAUUCUUUGAUUUUUCAUAAUGACAAAAUUUUACAUCUCUUUGCUUUUGGUCUCAUUGUUGGUGUUGUGUGGUUUUCUGGUAAACUUUCACUUUAUGAUGUUGGUUGUGGAGCUGAAAUAUGUGCACUUGAAGACUUGAAAGGACAGAAAGUCCAUGUUUGGAAAUGCUCUCACUUGGUUAAUUCCAUUGGAUUUUGGUCAGUCAAUGGAAUUUGGAAGCUUCAAUCUGGAACAGUACUUGAAAUUGCAGAUUGCAUCAAGUCCUCUGUUAAUUCAUCACAAUGUGCAAGAGGAGAAAACAAUUCCUUUGUGACUCAACAAGAGUCAAAUGAAUCUUUAUGCAGUAAUGAUCCAAGCAAAAGUUUCUUCAUAGCAGAUGAUUCAUUGCUAAAAACUGAAUUGGACACUUCAUCAGAAAAUUUUUUGAUUCCUGAAAUAGCGAAAGAUCAACAGAAAUGUGAGAGAUCAUCAGUUGGUUCUGGACAAUCUAAGCACAUUGGUGAAGAAGGUUUUUCUGGUCCUCUUUUUGCAGUGAGUCAUUUGACUAAGUGGAACUUAACCCACAGGGCAGCCAAGCUGGCACUGGACUCAAUUGUUUGCUCAGGAAUCCUUUCAGGUUCUCCUGUGGCAUUUAGUGAGAUCCCUGAAGCUUUUCUCCAUUUGUUGGUCAGUUCCCAUUCUCAGGGCCCUGCAAUUGCUCUUCUGUUGCUCUGGGAGCAUCCUGUACACAGAGAAUUUGUUUUGCUAGAACUUGAACAAUACAUGAAUGAUCUAGGCAAGGACAAAAGUCAGCCAAAAAAGACACUUUUGAAUGAGUUGUUGCAUCCAUAUAUGAGUGAAUUUCUCCUACUCAAUAAACAGUGUAAGUCAGUAAAUGAUCCCAGUGUCAUGGAAAUAAUGCAGUCACCCACCCUACCUACAAACUCUGUUACACAGGAGAUCUUCAGCUUGUUGGAGACAUUUGACAGCAGUCCUCUUGAAAUGGUGCCACUUGAAAGGCUUAGCACAUUGAGUCGUCAGCAUUCACACAAGGUUCUUGAGCAUGUGGCAGAUUAUUUGAAGAUUGAUUUUGAGGAGGAUGAAUUCACAGAAAGUCAGUGGCAGCAACGAUGGAGAAAAAUAUACAGAAUUGACUGGAGAAGCGGUAGAUGGCAGAGAAGUAAAUUAGCUCUCAAGGACCCAUAUAAUGCAAUGUUGAACAUUCUUCUACGGAUGUUUUAUGAGUCAAAAUCUAAUUGGUUGGUGAAAUCAGUGGAGAAGGGAAUUGGGACAGUACGGAUGGAAGAAUCAGAUGACAGAUCAGAGGAAUUUGUCACCCAGUCUGUGUUGGAGUGUCUUCCUGUUUUAAGUAUGAGGCACACCAAUGCCAAGUCAGUCUUGGCACACUCUCAGCUGUGUUACUCAGCUGGGCAAGAGAUACAAGCUCUGCAUUUACUUCUAAGUCACCAAAUGUGGAAAGAAGCCAUUGACUUUAUUUCUCAUUGUGGAGAGGGUAGUGAAAAUCCAAUGUUACUUUUUAUCAUGUUGAUAAAGGGCCUCCAGAGCAGGAAGGCACCUAGUAAGAUGCUACUAGAUGCCCUCAAUUUAAAGCCCAAGGACUUGAGCACUGAUGAGAUUCUGGCAGUACUGAAGGAUCAAGCCAUUGAAACUAAGGAACCUUUUGCAAAGGGUGUAGGACGGACAACUGUGGGUGAAAUGAGGCCUUUUCUUGAUGCCCUCUUUUCCUAUGAGUUGUGAAACCAUAGUUUUCCAUAUAAGAUAUCAAACUUAGCAAAAUAUCACAGAUAUUGCAUUAAUGUUUCAGCCUUUUCACUCCCAAAAUCUCCUUUAGUUUGUCAUUCUCCUUCCUGUUCGUCAUACAACUCCUAUGAAGU
Messenger RNA from Pocillopora damicornis (cauliflower coral), 2975 nucleotides. RefSeq lists its product as uncharacterized. The record is from RefSeq and is a predicted model, not a curated record. Gene Ontology annotation, cellular component: lysosomal membrane; BLOC-2 complex. Gene Ontology annotation, biological process: protein localization to membrane; organelle organization; lysosome localization. Lineage: Eukaryota; Metazoa; Cnidaria; Anthozoa; Scleractinia; Pocilloporidae.